Molecule: messenger RNA, 1307 nt
Organism: Phalaenopsis equestris
Lineage: Eukaryota; Viridiplantae; Streptophyta; Magnoliopsida; Asparagales; Orchidaceae
Product: probable polygalacturonase At1g80170
Exons: 10
Coding region: 42-1292 (416 amino acids)
Biological process (GO): carbohydrate metabolic process
Molecular function (GO): polygalacturonase activity
Source: RefSeq, a predicted model, not a curated record
UAAAAGAAGCAGAGCAGGCCACGCACAUCCUACGUUGGCGCAUGCAUGCACGUAGCCACAAUCCGAUUCCUCAGCAAACAAUGGAGCUGUUUGUAAUACUAUUUUUAUAUUUGACGGCUGUGGCCAAUGCUGAAGGUUCUCCAAUAAUUUAUAAUGUUAUGGCGUAUGGAGCAAAAGGAGAUGGCAAUACAGAUGACACCAAUGCUUUUCUGAAUGCGUGGAAAGCAGCCUGUGCAGAUACAAGAAAUCCAUAUGUUGUUGUGAGCAGCAAAGGAGGAAAGAACUAUAUGUUAAGCAAGAUAAUAUUUGAGGGGCCUUGUCGAUCCAAAUUGAGAUUUUUGAUUAGUGGAGGGCUUGUGGCCCCCAACAGAGUGUGGACCAAUCAAAUUGACACGUGGAUCGUCUUCAAAAACGUUCCUGGACUAGAAGUGCUCGGUAGUGGUUUAAUUGACGGCAAAGGCUCCAUAUGGUGGGACUGCUUGUCCAAGCACCGAUGCAACAAUGCUCCAUAUAUAAUGGAGUUUAUGGGAUGUCAUUACCUUAGAGUGAUGAAUCUUAGGCUAAAGGAUAGCCCUGGGAAGCAUUUGGUGGUUUACAAAAGCGAUUAUGUAAUAUUGAGUGGUGUCAUAAUCACUUCUCCUGAGAACUCCCCAAACACUGAUGGAAUUCUCAUAUCUGACUCUCAGCAUGGAAUCAUCACUCAUUCCAACAUUGGAGUAGGAGAUGAUUGCAUCGCAAUUGGGCCACGUAGCUACGAUAUUAAUGUGAGCUAUAUCACUUGCGGACCAGGCCAUGGCAUAAGCAUUGGAAGCCUCGGGAAAAAUGGUGUUGAAGAUAAUGUGGAGAGAAUUCAUAUCUCAAACAGCUACAUUUUUAAUACCCUUACUGGUGUCCGAAUUAAGACAUGGCAGGGAAAUAAUUUGAAAUUAGGUGGGGCUGGUCAUGCGAAGUUCAUCACCUACGAGAACAUCAACUUCACAUCAGUAAAGGCAGGUGUCAUAGUUAUCGAUCAAUAUUAUUGCCCUUACCAAAAUUGCCCUAACAAGACGGGCAAUGUCGCAAUAAGCGGAGUAUCCUAUUAUGGCUUACAAGGAAGCUCGGCAAGCGACGUGGCCAUCAGACUGGCAUGUAGCUCGAGCAUUCCAUGCCACGACAUCACCAUGAGUCAAGUGAGCUUUACUCCUCAACAAUCCAAAAUUCCACUUCAAUCUUACUGCAUCAAUGCACAAGGAACUGAAAGUGGGCUUGUUAGUCCUCAUACUCAAUGCUUGAAACAUAAGCUAAAUAUUUAGUCUUGAUGCAAUAUU